GUUGUAUGCUGUAAGAUUCUAUGUAAACUGUUAGCCUAGCCUGGUUUUCCUCGAAUAUGGAUACAACGACUAUUGUACCAUUCGGACAAACAUCCAAAGCGGGUGAGGACGGUGGAAAACAACUUGGGGUCAUCUUAUUAAUACUUUUUUUCACUGCCUUCCUCAUUGCUUAUUUAUUUUCCCGUAUCAUAAUAUAUUGGGAAAAGAGAGGAAGAAGGGUAGUCUAUACAGUUGAUCUCUCGUCUGAUAGGAAUCCUGAAGAAGAAGCAUUUGUUCGAACGGCAGACAUGCAGGGGAAUGUAGCAAAUCCCCUUGUCUCACUGAUACCCUCUUAUGAAAGAACAAUCCAACAAAGAAACACACAAAAAAAUAUCACAAAACCGAAGUAGCGGUAGAGUUUUUGGAAGAAUUACCCAACAAAGAAGCACACAAGGUAUGUCACAAAACCGAAGUAGCGCUAGAGUUCAAGAGGCUCAAAAAGAGAUGAUUCCACUUUCUUCACUAAUUCCGGAGCCCUCCGUGGAUUCAUUUCCAAGCAGUUCGCAAUCAACUGAAAAGGAAGAUAAAAAAGUUGAUGAGGUAUUGAAUGAAUCUACUGACGUCUGUCUGCCUCCAGCUACUCUGUUCAGUGCGACCGUUGCUGACGCUGACAGAAAAUCGAAGAAAACUAAAAAAAGAUUAGUCCAUCGAUCGGAAACAUCAAAAGACAAGCCAAAACCAACUGGAGGAGAUCAUGAAAUUUCGAAGGAGUUCUCGGCUAAUAUAUCUCCGCCAUCUAUAUUGUUCAAUGAUUCUGCUGCUCCUACUGCAGACGCUAGUGCUGUUGCUGAUAAUGGUGGUGGUGGAAAUUUGGAAGAUUCAAAGAAAAUAUCGAAACAUUACUCGGAACCAACCCACUCGUGGUCAUUAGAACUUCACAUAAUAUGA
Molecule: messenger RNA, 927 nt
Organism: Helobdella robusta
Lineage: Eukaryota; Metazoa; Annelida; Clitellata; Rhynchobdellida; Glossiphoniidae
Exons: 6
Coding region: 334-927 (197 amino acids)
Source: RefSeq, a predicted model, not a curated record